GCCACCACCGUUGGAGUCGUGCGAUCACUCAUUUCGAAAUGCGCGCCGUGGGCUCAUCGAAUCUGGCCAUCCGUUUCACAGAUACCUGCGACAUUCGUCUCACCGUGACCGGCAAUGGCUGUGAUAAAUAUCCAGCCAAACAACAUGCGCGCAAAGUCGCUUCGAAAUUGAGGGCGACCGCGGGGUUGAUCUACCUCGUCGGCCAACCGACAAUCAACCUGGACGAUUCAGACCAACCGCAACCCUUCCGCCAACGACGUUACUUCUACUAUCUCUGCGGCGCCGAUGAACCGGAUUGCUACCUGACCUACGAUAUCCAGAACGACCUCCUGACUCUCUAUGUCCCGGACUUUGACCUGCACCGUGCGAUAUGGAUGGGGCCGACCCUGACCGUUGACGAUGCCCUCGACCGGUUUGACGUGGACCGCGCCUGCUAUCAGGCUUCUCUGCAGCCGGAUCUGGUGUCGUGGGUCAACAGAUAUAAUCGAGCUGCCCCAAUCUACGCCCUCCACGACACCCAGGUACCAACUAUACCCGGGACGGGCCUCUACGUGGAUGACAGGCGGCUGCUGCCGGCCAUGGACGCAGCGCGGGUGAUCAAGGACGAGUACGAGAUACGCAUGAUCCGCCGAGCGAAUGAGGUCUCUGGCCUGGCUCACCGGAGGGUUCUGGAGAACGUGCUCAAAAUGAGCAACGAGACACAGAUCGAAGGGUCGUUCUUGAACACCUGCGUCUCCAACGGCGCUAAGAACCAAGCGUAUGCUAUCAUCGCGGCGUCAGGCCCCAAUGCAGCCACCCUUCACUACGUGAAGAACAACGAGUCCCUCGCAGGGAGGCAGCUGGUCUGCCUCGACGCGGGCGCCGAAUGGAACUGCUACGCCAGCGACGUGACGCGAACGUUUCCGCUGGGCGGCGAUUGGCCCAGCCAAAACGCCAGGGAUAUAUACCACAUCGUAGAGGAGAUGCAGGAGGAAUGUAUCAAGGCUGUGAGGAAGGGCGUGCGGUUCCGCGACAUUCAGGAACUCGCACAUGUGAUCGCCAUCAAGGGCUUGCAGGGACUGGGCGUUCUGAGGAACGGAGCCGUGGAUGAGAUCCGCCAGUCGGGCGCGUCGUCCGUCUUCUUCCCCCACGGACUCGGCCACCACGUUGGGCUCGAGGUGCACGACGUGUCCGAGCAGCCCAUCACCGCCGUGCAGCGAAGCCCUAGGCGCCACCAUUGGGAGUUCAUCCCCGCCGCGAGCCACCCCUCGAGCGCACUUUCCGUGCCACUACUGGAAGAGGGCAUGGUGGUGACGGUCGAGCCGGGGAUUUACUUCUCGGAGCUUGCGCUCGCCAACGCCCGGAAACAGCCCCUGGGCCAGUACAUCGACUUCGAGGAAGCCGCCAAGUACAUCUGUGUGGGAGGGGUGCGGAUCGAAGACGACAUCCUGGUGACAGGCACCGGGUACGAGAACUUGACGACGGCGCCGAAAGGGGCGGCGAUGUUGGAGAUCAUCCGUCGCGGGAUCGACAAGUAGCUAACUAAGCCAACGGUGGUUUCUCAUUUCCGUGUCCCCCCCGUCGUCAUACCCUGUUUCAUAUCCUCGGGGGGAAGUUACUCAGCCAGUCUAGACUUCUUGGGUUUAUACGGAUCGUCGGUGUCACCAUGUCCUGACCCUCCUGGGCCCCUUUCCCUCCGUUAUGCAAAUAGUUAGGGCUACUAUCGACCACUAGCGUGACGUUGCAGGGUUCCACUUCACCCUGAGGAAAUCUAUAUUUGCAUCCGAUUAGCCUUCUAGCCUUCUAGCU
This is a messenger RNA of Aspergillus candidus, 1788 nucleotides long. RefSeq names its product aminopeptidase P family protein. The coding region runs from base 39 to 1517 and encodes 492 amino acids. The transcript has 3 exons. Gene Ontology annotation, molecular function: metalloaminopeptidase activity; manganese ion binding. Lineage: Eukaryota; Fungi; Ascomycota; Eurotiomycetes; Eurotiales; Aspergillaceae. The record is from RefSeq and is a predicted model, not a curated record.